AUGAGCUACAAUGGGUUAUCAACGACUUUUGCAAACUCUUCAUGGUCAUUUGUUGAUAAUGUUCCGACCACUGAGGAACCGUCUCCUGCCCCUCCUGAAAUUGUGGCCACUGAUCCUCCAAAUCCUGAAAGUGCGCUCAAACAGGCGAUCAGCACAUGCGAUAUUAUGUCGAACGUAUUUCGGCAUAUGGCCUCCAAUCCUGUAUCCGAUUCAGACGAACAAACGUCUAUGUCCAGGAGAAGCCUCAUUCUUGCUGCUCAAACCUGCCGCGCCUUUGCAGAGCCUGCCCUCGACUCUCUGUGGGCCGUCAUACCGUCCUUGGUGCCGCUUCUGUUGUUGCUCCCCUCGCUCAAAAAGGUCAACGACAAACUUGUCCUCGGAGAUAUCGCGCCUCAGGACUGGGAGCGGUUUGACCUUCACGCCCGGCGUGUGAGAGUGAUUCUCAUGAAAAAACCCCAUUCACCGGUUUCGCCUUACGUCUACCUUCGAAUUCCUUAUCACAAAACCAACGCUCUUCUCCCAGGGCUGAAGGAGGUCCGAAUUGCCCACCUGACCAAUCACGACAGUAUCGACCCGUCAGGUCUUUUCACUGUUCUCACUCCUGACGUUAGCCUCGUGGAGUUGAACGAAAACGCGGUCCGAGACAGUGAAUUUUUUGGCACCUUUCUCUCUUUCACCAUCGUCAAAGCGCCGAAACUCCAGCACAUGAUCUUACGUGGAGACUCCUCUGUUGAUGAUAAGCUCAACUCCAUCCUCCAGUUCAAGGAUCUCAAAACGGUCGAGUUAUCUCUGCCGAACGUUUUUCUACCCGUGGAGUUUAUUCAGGAGCUGGGUAACCUUGAGUACCUCUACGAUUUGACACUCGACACGGGAAAACGUCCAAAAGUGCCAUUAUUUGGUCACUCGGCCUAUGUCGCAGGACAAGGGAGGAAGACAAGAAAAGGACAGAGAUCAUCUCCUAGUGUUCCUCGUCCAGUUUACCGGGCCUUUUCGAAGCUGCGCCGGUUACACUUGGUUGGGAAUUUGGAAUCGUUGGCACGAACGAUGAUAUAUAUGAAGCUCGAUUCGCUUGCCUAUUUCAGUCUAGAGGAGAGGCAAGACGGACCGACCCUGUCGGAAGCACCGACAUUGUGGGCGCACUGCUUUAGCGUUCUUUCUUCCACUGCCACUCAUUCACUCAAAACUAUAAAAAUCACUCACUCCACCGACAGCUAUAGCUCCCAUCGACUCUCCGCUACGUUGAUCUCACCCCUCCUCCAAAUCAAGAGCAUCGAAAACCUCGAAAUAACCGCCACUACGCUUUCGUUGAAUGACCCUGAGCUCCAACAGAUGCUGGGCGUUUUCACCAAGCUCAAAGUGCUCAUCCUCCCGGCCCUUUGCCAUGAUCAUUCCCCUACACUUCGCCCCCUCUUCCGCCCCCUUGAAAUAUGCCCAGUCCUUCAGGAAAUCAGUCUUUGCGUUGGCAACACGCAUAACUACGCCGACGUCGAGAUACCCAGAGGCGAUGGACAUCAAGCCCUUCGCAAACUGCGCAUCAGCUCCUCAUUUGGAUCACUCACCGACACCCAAGUGAUACGCCUUGCGCGUCUCUUCGAUCGCGCGUUCCCAAAUUUGGAGAUAAUUGAAGGGUACGGACCGCAGGAGUACAACGAGAGCUGGAAAAGGGUGCAAGAAUUUCGUCAGGCGGUGCAAGAGAUCAGAAGGGAGUUGGAGAGAGAUAAGUACCUGAUAUUGAGAGAAUUCGAAUAUGAGUUUGCGUAUAAGACAUGUACUAUAGCAUGA
This is a messenger RNA of Cyclocybe aegerita, 1782 nucleotides long. NCBI's taxonomy places the organism in Eukaryota, Fungi, Basidiomycota, Agaricomycetes, Agaricales, Hemipholiotaceae. The record is from the annotation of a GenBank genome assembly.